AUGAAGAAAAUCCAUACUCUGCUCCUCUUGAGCUUCUCUCUUCUCUGCCUUAGAGAGGUUAGAAGUCUCAGGUGUAACAGCUGCACAAGUAGUCAAUGAUCAAAGUGUAUGGAAGGAGAAGGCUCUUGCAUUGCGAAAAAUGAUGAAGCAUGUGCAACCAUAUACUACUACAAGAGAAAGUGAGGAAACAAACAUCUGUACUCAACACAUAUGUGCAAAUAUAAGUUCAAAGAAGAACAAAGCGAAAAAGGAAACUUGUUGAGGGUGACAAUGUGCUGCUACAAAAAUUUAUGUAACAUUGCCUAG
Molecule: messenger RNA, 306 nt
Organism: Fukomys damarensis (Damara mole-rat)
Lineage: Eukaryota; Metazoa; Chordata; Mammalia; Rodentia; Bathyergidae
Gene: Pate4
Product: prostate and testis expressed 4
Exons: 3
Source: RefSeq, a predicted model, not a curated record